UGGUCUGGUCUUCGGAAGAGAAAGAGAAAAAGAGAGAGAGAGAAAAGCCCCAGAAGAAGGAAAAGAAGAAGAAGAAUUCCAAAGUCACUGGUGCGAAAGGAAAGGAGCAAAGAAGAGACUGUUUUUCGUCUUCUUCCUCCUCCUCUUCUUCCUCCUCCCCUCUUCCUCCUCCCUCUUUUCCCCUCCCCAGAAAAGGGAGAGGGGGAAAGAAAGGAAGGAAGGAAAAGAAAGAAAAAAAGAAAAGAGAGAGAGAGAGAGGAAAACUUAAAACUUUCAACUUGGACUCUUUUUGAAAAACAUCGCCAAACUUCCCUCCUUGUCUUUCUUUAAGGGUCAGAUUCCCCUCUUUUUCUUUUCAUCCCCCUCUCCCCCUCCUCUGUCUCUUUCCCUCCCUCCCUUUAUUUUUUUUCACUCCCUCUCUUCCUUUCCUCUCUUCCCUUCUCCCCUCCCUUCUUCUCCUUGCAAAAUUGCUGGCCGGCGGGUGAAGAAGAAGAAGAAGGAGCCGGGAGGAGGAGGAGGAGGACGCCGAGGCCGAGGAGGAGAAUGCCGCAGCUCAAUGGCGGUGGCGGGGACGACUUGGGGGCCAACGACGAGCUCAUCUCCUUCAAGGACGAGGGCGAGCAGGAGGAGAAGAUCUCCGAGAACUCCUCGGCCGAGAGGGACCUGGCCGACGUCAAGUCCUCCCUCGUCAACGAGUCCGAGACGAACCAGAACAGCUCCUCCGACUCCGAGGCGGAAAGGCGGCCUCCGCCUCGCUCCGAAAGUUUCCGAGACAAAUCCAGGGAAAGUUUAGAGGAAGCUGCGAAGAGGCAAGAUGGAGGGUUGUUCAAGGGCCCACCGUAUCCUGGCUAUCCCUUCAUCAUGAUCCCCGACCUGACCGGGCCCUACCUCCCCAACGGAUCCCUUUCGCCCACCGCCAGGACGUAUCUCCAGAUGAAAUGGCCACUGCUUGAUGUUCAGGCAGGGAGCCUACAGAGUAGGCAAGCUCUCAAGGAUGCUAGGUCUCCAUCUCCAGCACACAUUGUUUCUAACAAAGUCCCAGUUGUGCAGCACCCACACCAUGUACAUCCUCUUACGCCGCUUAUUACAUAUAGCAAUGAGCACUUCACACCAGGGAAUCCUCCUCCACACUUACCAGCUGAUGUAGAUCCAAAAACAGGAAUUCCACGGCCUCCGCACCCUCCAGAUAUAUCUCCUUAUUAUCCACUAUCACCGGGCACUGUAGGGCAAAUCCCCCAUCCGCUAGGAUGGUUAGUACCACAGCAAGGUCAACCCGUCUAUCCAAUCACAACAGGGGGAUUCCGACAUCCCUACCCAACCGCUCUGACUGUCAAUGCUUCUAUGUCAAGCUUCCUCUCCUCCAGGUUCCCUCCACACAUGGUCCCACCACAUCAUAGUUUACAUACGACUGGGAUCCCUCAUCCAGCCAUAGUCACCCCAACAGUCAAACAAGAAUCUUCCCAGAAUGAUGUUGGCUCACUCCAUAGCUCAAAACAUCAGGACUCCAAAAAAGAAGAGGAGAAAAAGAAGCCACACAUAAAGAAACCUCUUAAUGCAUUUAUGUUGUAUAUGAAGGAAAUGAGAGCAAAAGUUGUAGCAGAGUGCACAUUGAAAGAGAGUGCAGCCAUCAAUCAAAUUCUUGGUCGAAGGUGGCAUGCAUUAUCCAGAGAAGAGCAAGCUAAAUAUUAUGAACUAGCCAGAAAGGAACGACAGCUCCACAUGCAGCUUUACCCCGGCUGGUCCGCACGGGAUAACUAUGUAGGUGGCUAUGGCAAGAAGAAGAAGAGGAAAAGGGACAAGCAGCCAGGAGAGACCAAUGAACACAGCGAAUGUUUCCUAAAUCCUUGCCUUUCACUUCCUCCGAUUACAGAUGCAAAUACUCCAAAGAAGUGUCGGGCAUUGUUCGGGCUUGACCAACAGAGUUUAUGGUGCAAACCGUGCAGGAGAAAAAAAAAGUGCAUUCGCUACAUACAAGGUGAAGGCAGCUGCGUCAGCCCACCCUCUUCAGAUGGAAGCCUACUAGACUCUCCUCCGUCUUCUCCUAACAUGCUAGCCUCCCCCACAAGAGACUCAAAACCACAGACUGAACAAACCCAACCUCUCUCACUUACGUUGAAACCCGACCCACUGGCACACCUCCCAAUGAUGCCGCCCCCACCGUCCAUAGUCCUGACUGAAAGCUCCUCUAGCAAAUCAAGUGGGCUGCCUGCUAGUAAUUGUCAGAACGGGGCAUUGGACCAUCAGUCUGCCACUUUACAGCAGUCAGCACCAUCCUCCUCUUCGUUAGCACAACCAUCAACAUCCUCUUUGCAUUCCCAUAAUUCUUUGGCUGGGACACAGCCUCAGCCGCUGUCACUUGUAACCAAGUCUUUAGAAUAGCUUUAGCGUCCUGUAGACCUCCUUAUUUUUAUUUUGUGUGUAUGAGUGAAGAAUUUUUCUCCUUUUAUUUGUAUUUUUUUAAAUAAAUUUGUGCCAUAUGGCUGGCUACAUUAGUUGAUGUCUAUCGAGUUCAUUGGUCAAUAUUUGACCCAUUGUUAUUUCAUUUUUUUUCUUUUUAAAUAUGUAGAUCAAGAAAAAAGCCUCAUGAUUCUGCCAAAAUUUUUAUCAACAGCUGUUUAAAGUCUUUGUAGCGUUUAAAAUAUUAUAUAUAUAUAUAUAAAUAUAUAUAUACAUAACUGUUAUGUAGUUCCAAUAGCUUAGUUUCAAAGACUGAUUUUAAAAAUGAAAAAAGAAGCAAUUUUGAAGCAGCCCUUGCUGAAGGCGUUGGUUCUUUAUUAUUUGUAUUAAAUACGAGCUUGCGAACCAAUCAUUUUACAUCUGGUUUUUAAAACUUUUUAAGGGCACGAUGAAUGCAGUGCCGCUAAUUUUUUUCCUUUCCUUUUCUUUUUGUUUGUUUGUGUGAUAUAACUUCUUGUGAUGUUACUUGUUAUUGUUUAAAUGUACAGAAACAAAGGGUUAAAAUGUGUUAAUAUACCUUGUUCCAUGGUGUUGUUCUUUUCUGGGGGAGGGAAUGCUACUCAACAAUUAAAAAGUAUCACAACGCUAUUGGACCAGUAGUAUUUAUUGCUUUAGAGAUUGCUUGUUGUACUUGUAUGUUGUCCUCUCUUUUUUUAAAAAAAAUGUUUUCUUUUCUCCCCUUCUCCUUGAAACGUUGUGUAAAGUUUUCUCCCCCUCCUUAGUGUAAGCAUCAUAUAUAUAACAACUCAUUUGUACAAGGUUUUUAAGUUUAUAUAUAAAUGUGUAUAUAUAUAUUUUUGUUGGCUUCUUUUGUUUAAUUUCUUUAUGUUUUCCCCCAUCAUACAGUUGCCACCAAAUGGACAUUUGCAGAAGGAUCAAUAGUGUAAAAAAUGCUUUAAAAGCCAUUACAUGAAAUAAGACUUGAAAAUUUAGCAAUGGGACUUUUUAGCAAUGCUGUUGGAAAAGCAGCAGUGUCUCCAUUCAGAACUGCAGAUGAUUUCCCCUGCCACUUGUAGGCUGUGAGCAAAACUUUUUAUGUGCCAAAAUUCUCAGCGAUUUUUCUCUUUUCCCAAAAACUUUUUUACAAUUUUUUUUGUUCAUCCUGUUUUGCUGUGAUGUUACAUAGGUAGAUAUGUAUGUAGUUUUUAAUGUCACCUAUUACAGACGUGUUUGGUAGCAGAUUGUCCAGAAAGCAUAUAAAAAUGAAGAGGUAUAAACCCUAAAGGGCCAAAUUCUGUAUAUUAGAUUAUCAUAAAAUGAAAAUCAGACUGCCACUUUUAUGUACACUUACUACAUACAGGUAGGUAGCAAACUUUAAAAAAAAAACUAGGCAUGUUGAUGUUGCAAAUUUUUUUAAAAAAGAUAAAAUGCUGUAUAAAGCUGAAAAAAAUUCAUCUGUUCAUCCAGUGCCAUUGUAGUUGACAUGAAGCGAUUGUAAAACUGUCUCCAGUUUUCUUCUCUGGUUUAUUAAGAUGCUAACUAUGACAUUUUUCUUUUUGUGAAUUCUUUGAAUGUUUCCUAACAGUUGUGAUGUUACUGUUCCGUUUUAUUGCUCUUAUUCCAAUUUUUCAUUUCUAAUGGUUUGGAAGCCAUUUUUGUAAUGAAUAAAUGUCCAUGCUGUACAGUAUCUGUAGCAUGCAGUUCUGGAUUAAUAAAAGCAAUUUAGUAUGUGCAGAUGAAGACUUGCAGCUCAUUUACGUAUAGGCUUUAUUGAAUUCCCCCCAAUCCCUAGUACAGGAGGUGUUCAACAUCCCAUGUUUUACAUCUUUCUCAGUAUAAUCAUUGCUUAAAAUAAUUGCUUAUAAACUGCAAGAUAAACUGCCAAACAUAAAUCUAGCUGCUAGUCUUAACUAGGGUAAGACCCACUAUAUCAAUGGUGGAUAAAUUCUGAUUUACCAAAUUCCCAUUGAUUUAAUGGGUCUACUCUAGUUGGAACUAACAUGUGGAAUUGGGCUGCUAAAUUGGGUUAAUUGUUGAACAUUAAAUGCCUGCAUAACCCUGAAGAUAUUUGGAAAUAUUUCAAAACUGAAUGGUAUGGGACAGACCAAGGACCAACAGGAUGCUGUAUUCACUAAUUACAGAGGCAAAAUUGCACACUCUAAUCCAAAUCUCAGUUCCCCAAAUCUAAUUCUCCACUUUCAGUUACACAUAGGACAGUCUUAUUUUUAAAGGAAAGCUCUUUAAGCUAUUUGAAGAAGAUCCAAAUACCAGUUUAAAGAAGUAAAAGCAUACUUAUACAGUUCCCACAAAACUGAAACAUUUCCCAACUCUCCCCACAUGAGAGAUAGAUGGUUUUAGAUGCAAGUGAAUAUCAUGUAUCUUCCAACUUGGGUAAAUGUGAGUUUCUUUUUCUCACAUCACAAUGAGCAGCAGAAAUAAGAAAUGAGAGUUCAUAAGCUGAGUCUCUCUUUUUUUCAGCUCUUCCUGAAAAGUUCAAAUGCCUCACAACACUGAAAAAAUCUCCAAGAUCCCUGUCUGCUGGGGAAAUUAGCCCAAUUGAACAUUGUGUCCCCAGUUAAGCCUGCCAUAAAAACUCCCAUUACCAAAAACUGGAAGCAACAAUUAUGUUUUCUCUCUUAGAUCCUUAAUUUGCAGAUAAGAAUAUCUCAAGAAUUGUGUUAAUAUUGUUAAUUCUGUGAGUCCAAUCUUUGGAAACCAUACAACACUAAUCUGUUGCUGCGAAGAUACAAUGCCUCUGCAACACAUAAAAUGCUAGAAUCUGUAGUCGCCAGAAAAUUGUAGUUACUUGCUAGCUUAAAAUUCAGCUUCCUGUGCAUUUUUAUGCUCCUGGGCCUGGCACAUGACUCUCUAUGAGCUAUAUAUCUGUUCCAAGAGUUUUCCAACUUUCAGACACUGCACAAAUUCCAUGAAUGUACAGAUCAUGAAAGUGUGAUUUGGUUUUGUGUUAUUCUUUGUUAUUUGCAUUACAUUAUUUGCCCAAUAAAGAUAAUUCACUGUUCAGUA
Molecule: messenger RNA, 5421 nt
Organism: Sceloporus undulatus (fence lizard)
Lineage: Eukaryota; Metazoa; Chordata; Lepidosauria; Squamata; Phrynosomatidae
Gene: TCF7L2
Product: transcription factor 7 like 2
Exons: 14
Coding region: 544-2379 (611 amino acids)
Biological process (GO): canonical Wnt signaling pathway; regulation of transcription by RNA polymerase II
Cellular component (GO): beta-catenin-TCF complex; catenin-TCF7L2 complex
Molecular function (GO): DNA-binding transcription factor activity, RNA polymerase II-specific; RNA polymerase II cis-regulatory region sequence-specific DNA binding
Source: RefSeq, a predicted model, not a curated record